Messenger RNA from Colossoma macropomum (tambaqui), 4488 nucleotides. RefSeq names its product adhesion G protein-coupled receptor A3-like. Bases 1 to 4149 code for a protein of 1382 amino acids. The transcript has 19 exons. Gene Ontology annotation, molecular function: G protein-coupled receptor activity; protein binding. Lineage: Eukaryota; Metazoa; Chordata; Actinopteri; Characiformes; Serrasalmidae. The record is from RefSeq and is a predicted model, not a curated record. Gene Ontology annotation, biological process: G protein-coupled receptor signaling pathway; cell surface receptor signaling pathway. Gene Ontology annotation, cellular component: external side of plasma membrane; plasma membrane.
AUGUCGGUCUGCGGUCUCUGGCUCCUUCUCUUGGCUUUGGAGCUGCUCGGAGGCUCAGACUCUGCAGUAUCAUCUGAUUGUAAAUCAUAUGACGAGCGCUCCAGAAAUGCAGGGAAAGGCUCGCCGUCGGUGGCCACAGAGGACAGGAAGGUGGUCUGCAGCAACAUGGAGCUCCAUCAGGUGCUGUCUCCAGAGUCUUUUCCCAACAGGACAGUCACACUGAUUUUAAGCAACAAUAAAAUCCAAGAACUCCUAAAUGGCUCCUUCAUCGGUUUGUCCACGCUCGAGAGGCUGGACAUAAAGAAUAACAUCAUCACUCGCAUUGAGCCGGGAGCCUUCCUUGGACUUGCUGCUCUUAAAAGACUAGAUUUGUCCAAUAACCGUAUCGGCUGCCUCAAUGUGGAUAUAUUCAAAGGCCUCACAAAUCUUGUCAAACUGAACCUUUCGGGGAACAUGUUUUCAUCGCUGUCUCAAGGGACCUUUGACAGCCUUGUGUCCCUCAAAACACUGGAGUUCCAGAGCCCCUAUCUGCUGUGCGACUGUAACCUGCAGUGGCUGGUGCGCUGGAUCAAAGAGAAAGGUGUAGGAGUAAAGGACACACGCUGCUCUUACCCUCGCUCACUACAGGGCCAGCUCAUAACCUCCCUCAUGCCUGAAACGCUAACCUGUGAUGCACCCCUGGAGCUUCCUUCUUUCCAGAUGACUCCAUCCCAGCAUCAGAUCGUCUUCCAGGGGGACAGCCUGCCCUUCCAGUGCAUGGCUUCCUUCGUGGAUGAAGACAUGCAAGUGCUCUGGUACCAGGAUGGCAAGAUGGUGGAGCCUGAUGCCACUCAGGGCAUCUACAUAGAGAAGAGCAUGGUGCAGAACUGUUCCCUCAUCGCCAGUGCCCUGACCAUCUCCAACAUCCAGCCAGGAUUCACGGGGGACUGGGAGUGCCGUGUGCGAACCAGCCGAGGCAACAACACUCGCACGGUCCACAUUGUGGUUCUUGAGAGUUCUGCCAAAUACUGUGCCCCUGAAAGAGUGUCCAACAACAAGGGAGAGUACAGAUGGCCUCGCACGCUGGCUGGCAUCACCGCGUACCUGCCCUGUGCCCGGCAGGUAACGGGUACAAGCAUCUAUACGGGCAGCUCGGCUGAAGACCGGCGUGCAAGGAGACGCUGUGACCGCAGCGGGCAGUGGGCUGAGGAAGACUACUCCCGCUGCGAGUACAUGAAGGACACCACCCGCGUGCUCCACAUCAUCAACCAGAUGGCUCUGAACCUUACCAACGCUGUACAUACAGCACAGCAGCUCCUGGCUUACACGGUCGAAGCCCCUAACUUCUCUGACAAGGUGGACGUGAUCUUCGUGGCCGAAAUGAUCGAGAAGAUUGGCACAUUUGCUGAGAAAUAUAAAGAGUUGGGGGACGUGAUGGUGGAUAUCUCCAGUAAUCUGAUGCUGACUGAUGAGCGAGUGUUGUGGAUGGCGCAGAAGGAGGCACGAGCUUGCUCCCGUAUUGUUGAAAGUCUGCAGAAGAUCGCUCUACUCAGACUGGCUAGUGGAUCUUACUACACUAACUCUCAUAACAUCGCAGUGGAGGCGCAUGUGAUCAAGGCCAGCAGCUUUAAUGGCAUGACCUGCACAUUGUUCCAGAGGAUGGCGCCAGAGCGCACUAUGAUUCCUCACCUGGGCUCUCUAAACCCUGACUUUAAUAUGGACCGCCAGCUCAGCUUCAAAUGUAACGUCACCAGCAAUCUCUCUGCCCUGGCCCUGAAGAACACAAUAGUAGAAGCAUCAGUGCAGCUGCCUCCAGCUCUCUUUUCUUCGCUGCUUAGCUCUGGUCAGGCUGAAGAUGUUGUCUACAAGCUCCAGCUGCUGGCUUUCCGCAACGGCAAACUCUUCCCCCCAACCGGCAACUCCACCAUGCUGGCCGAUGGCAGCAAGAGGAGAAGCGUUGUCACGCCUGUGAUCCUCACCAAGAUCGAGGGUGUCCCACUAAAGCCCCUGCGAAGCCCAGUGAACGUGACUCUGCGGCGCUUCUUGCACGGUUCGGACCCUGUGGCCGCUCAUUGGGAUUUCAGGGCGCUGGACGGUCAGGGUGGCUGGCAGUCGGAUGGCUGCAGGAUUCUUCACCAUGAUGACAACUUCACUACGCUGUCCUGCAAUUCGCUCAGUAACUACGCUGUGCUGAUGGAUUUGAGUAGGACUGAAUUCAUCACAUACAGCUUCAAGCCCCUCCAUCCAGUCAUCUAUGCCACAGCUAUUGUACUGGUGCUCUGUCUGCUGGCCAUCAUCAUCAGCUAUAUCUACCACCACAAGUCUGUACGUAUCAGCAAGAAGUGCUGGCACAUGCUCGUUAACCUGUGUCUGCAUAUUCUUCUCACUUGUGCUGCAUUUGCUGGGGGUAUCAACCAGACUCGCUAUGCCAGUGUGUGCCAAGCGGUGGGCAUAGUCCUGCAUUACUCCACAUUAGCUACAGCCUUGUGGUCAGGAGUCACUGCAAGGAACAUCUACAAGCAGGUUACACGCAAGACCAAACAAUACGAGGAGCUAGAUGAACCUCCUCCUCCACCAAGGCCCAUGCUGAGGUUCUACUUGAUAGGUGGUGGGAUACCCAUAAUUGUUUGUGGCAUAACUGCAGCUGCUAACAUAAAAAACUAUGGCAGUCGGCCCAGCGCACCCUACUGCUGGAUGGCGUGGGAGCCCAGUCUCGGAGCAUUUUACGGUCCGGCAGCCUUCAUCGUCUUUGUGGACUGUAUGUACUUCCUGAGCAUUCUCCUUCAGCUGCGUCGCCACCCCGAGAGGCGCUUUGAGCUCAAAGAGCAGCCUGAGGAGCAGCAGCGGCUGUCUGUGGCUGAGAUCGCUGAGGUCCCUGCCGCACACGUGGAGUCGUCGUCUGUGUCUGGUGUCCAGCCGGUGUCACUGUCAGCGCUAGAGAAUGAGCAUACGUUCGCAGCUCAGCUCCUUGGCGUGGCUGGAGCCUUGGCUCUCUACAUAGUGUUGUGGGUAUUUGGCGCCCUGGCUGUUUCUCAGGAGCAUCCCAUAGAUCUGGUGUUUGCAUGUCUGUUUGGGGUCGCCGCUUUGGCACUUGGGGCAUUCCUCGUGGCCCGUCACUGUGUCAGUCGCCAAGACAUGCGCCGCCACUGGGCACGGGCCUGCUGCCUCGGGCGACGGAACUACGCUGUCCAGGUUGAUGCCCUCCUUGUGCCAAUUCCAGGGCCUGCUGGGAGCGAGUCGGUCACUACGGGGAAUGGGGAGGUUGGAAGGUGCCCCGCCAGUGGCACAGAGUCGUCUUGCACCAAUAAAAGUGCACCAAGUCUGCGGAAUUCUAACCAGGGCUGCAAGCUGACUAAUCUGCAGGUGGAAGCAGCCCAGUGCAAGGCGAUCCCUGCGCCGACCAAUGGAGUCACUCUGCUGGACAACAGCUUAACAGAGCACUCGUUGGAUAAUGAGAUCAAGAUGCAUGUCACACCUGUUGAGGUCCAGUAUCGCCCCGUUGUCACCAACGGUCACCCUGGGAUAGGGAACGCCAGUGUCAACGGGUACUCGGGACGGCACCACAAGAACCGAGCACGGGCGCACCGCGCUAGCCGACUGACUGUUUUGCGUGAGUACGCCUACGACGUGCCCACCAGUGUAGAGGGCAGCGUGCAGAGUGCCCCUCAAAGACGUCACCAUCAUGACAGCCUGCAUGCCCGCAACAGCCGGCGAGCGGCCUACUUGGCGUACCGUGAACGCCAGCAGAGCCAGCUACAGCAGGACAGCAGCGACGCUAGUGCUAGCCUGCCUCGCCGCUCGCGCCAUUUUGAUAGAGGGGCCAAUAAAGGUGGCAUUAACCUUGGCAAUGGCCGUGUGGGGAACAGCCUCAAAAACGGCCUUGGAGGCAGCCUGGGAAACGGCCUUAGCAGCAGUCAAAGCAAUGGGGUUAGUAACGGAUGUGUAGUAGGAGAGGGAGCUGAGACUGAAGUAUCGAGUUCAGUUAAAGACUGCCCGAAGCAGCCGCUCCCUGUCGAACUGGAGGUGCAGCCCAAGUCUUAUGGGCUGAACUUAGCCUCGGAAAAUGGACCUGCUAAAACAUCAGAGAGGCAACAGAAUUUGCCGUAUCUCAAUAUGGAGUGUUCGGGCUCUGUUAAGACUGGGUUGUGGAAACAUGAAACUACCGUAUAACAGAUGUUGCCUCUUCAUAGACUGCAUAUCAGUUUCUUUAUAACUGUGAACCUCCUGUUUUUUUUUAAUUAUUAUAGACAAUAUAGUUUCAAAGCAGGAAAAAAAGGAUUUAUAAUUGAAUUGUUUGUAUUCAAAGUUGGAAGAAAAUGUUAGUAUACCACUUGCCAACUGUUAGACGAUCUACAAAAGGUCUAUUUUUGUACCAUGUAUUUCCUUUCCAUAUGUAAACAUGAUUUUGUAUGUGAAACUACACAUUCUGGCAUCCUAUGGGUAUAGAUAGGACUAGAUCUUAUGCUCUGAUGUGUUUUGGCAUAAUUAAACGGAUGGUUUCCAAUUGCA